Solanum verrucosum is the source of this 1398-nucleotide messenger RNA. Its product is annotated as 1-aminocyclopropane-1-carboxylate oxidase homolog. The transcript has 3 exons. The coding region runs from base 113 to 1240 and encodes 375 amino acids. Lineage: Eukaryota; Viridiplantae; Streptophyta; Magnoliopsida; Solanales; Solanaceae. The record is from RefSeq and is a predicted model, not a curated record.
GGAAGAUUAUAUAUGUUUUGCAUAGUGAGUAGUACUUUUAGUAUCCCGUGCAGCCGAUGAGAUUCUAAGAACCUCAGGUAUUCUACUUGUUUAUAAUACUCCAGCAAAGAAGAUGGCAAUCUCUAGCACCGAUGAUUUUCAGACCACAAUUCAGAAAAGUUAUGACAAAAUGAGUGAGUUAAAAGCCUUUGAUGAUACAAAGGCAGGUGUCAAAGGGCUUGUUGAUGCUGGAAUCACUAAGGUGCCUCGAAUAUUCAUGCUACCACCAAAAGACAGACCGGAGUCCUCGGAUACAUGUGAAACACAGUUCAUUUUUCCAGUGAUAGACCUUGAAGGCAUUGCUAAGGAUCCAAUCAAGCAUAAAGAGAUUGUGGACAAAGUUCGAGAUGCGUCAGAGACAUGGGGUUUCUUCCAAGUGGUUAAUCAUGGCAUUCCAGUAUCUAUCCUGGAAGAAAUGUUGCGAGGAGCAAGAAGAUUUUUCGAGCAAGAUGUGGAGAUAAAGAAACAAUAUUAUACUCGAGAUACUACGAAGAAAGUUGCACAUGUUAUCAAUUUUGAUUUGUUUAACCCCUCUGUUCCAGCAGCAAGCUGGAGAGACUCACUUUUCUGCUUUAUGUGUCCUAAUCCUCCUAGUCCAGAGGAAUUUCCAACAGCAUGCAGGGAGAUUUUGAUUGAAUUCUCUAAGAAGAUGAUGAAAUUGGGCUACUCAUUAUUCGAAUUAUUGUCCGAGGGUCUCGGUCUCAAUCCUUGUCAUCUUAAAGAUUUGAACUGUGCUGAGGGGCUAUCUAUUGCCCAACAUUACUAUCCAGCAUGUCCUCAGCCAGAACUCACCAUAGGCACCAGACAGCAUUCGGACUGUGUUUUUAUCACAGUGCUUCUACAAGAUGAUAUAGGAGGUCUCCAAGUCCGUCACCAAAAUCAGUGGAUUGAUGUUCCUCCUACACCUGGUGCUCUAGUGGUGAAUAUUGGAGAUCUGUUACAGCUCAUAUCAAAUGACAAGUAUAUAAGUGUUGAGCACAGAGUAUUGUCAAACAAAGUAGGUCCAAGAAUAUCAGUGCCAUGUUUCUUCAGCACUGGUGCGUUUCCCUCUCCAAGGAUUUACGGACCAAUUAAGGAAUUGUUAUCAGAAUGUAAUCCGCCAAGGUAUCGUGCAACCACAGUGAAGGAAUAUACAGACUACUUCCGCAAGAAAGGCUUUGAUGGAACUUCUACACUGCUGGACUACAAGAUCCUAUCCUAAAAUUGGAGUAAUUUAGUGUAAUGCAUAUCAAAGCUGUGAAAUUGAACAUGUGAUGUACAAUUAGCUAAUAAGAUAUUCUGUAGCAAGUGGAAUUCACAUCAGGCUUUGAUGAUCGCCUGAUAUUGGAUUCCAUCUAUUUCUUUCGAGAUUGAAUUCAG